Meriones unguiculatus (Mongolian gerbil) is the source of this 3313-nucleotide messenger RNA. RefSeq names its product ATP23 metallopeptidase and ATP synthase assembly factor homolog (gene Atp23). The record is from RefSeq and is a predicted model, not a curated record. Gene Ontology annotation, molecular function: metalloendopeptidase activity. Gene Ontology annotation, cellular component: extrinsic component of mitochondrial inner membrane. NCBI's taxonomy places the organism in Eukaryota, Metazoa, Chordata, Mammalia, Rodentia, Muridae. The coding region runs from base 2702 to 3088 and encodes 128 amino acids. The transcript has 4 exons. Gene Ontology annotation, biological process: mitochondrial proton-transporting ATP synthase complex assembly; mitochondrial protein processing.
CGUAAAUAUUCUUGAACCUUCUCUCCUAGUGACAUGAGCAGAGUCGCAGGGUCAUAGAGUAUGCGGAAAGGUGGCUGUUUUGCAGGUUCACACACAUUCUCCUGGUUGCUCCUUUGCUGCUGUCCUGUCAGCUCUUGAGGUCCCGCAGUCCUUCUUUUCUUCCUCUGUCUUCUGUCGAGGGGAUCUGUUAGUGGUUAUUUUAAAAAUGUGUUGCAGUUUCUCCCUUAACCUGGCUAGCACUCAGAUAAUUGAGACUGGACUAUUAUGUUUAUUUGACAGGUGUUAUGGCACAAGAACUGAGUAGUAUUAAUCUGUUUUAACCCUCUAAACUAACCUGGCUUCCUCCCAGGGUAAAUCCCUGAGAUACUUGCAUUUUUUUCGCCUUCUCUGCCCCAGAUGCUCUCUCUUGAUGUUUCCUGGACCUUUCCUCAUGGCUGGCUGAAUCCUCCACUACCUUUCUUUCUCUCCUCUUCUGGCUGGCAGGAAGUCCAGCUAUAUUCUCUUUCCUACUCAGUCAUUGGCUGCUGGGGGAGAAGUGUUUACACAAUAUUGAGAUGGGAUUCUUGGAACAAGGAUUGCAGCCAGAAGGGGGCACAGAAACCAGCAUUUGAGUCUUUACACAGCCCUCAGUAAUGUGCCUACUGGGGGUCUUGUUCUUCUUUCAGGUCAGAGUUGUGUUUGGCGUGCUCUGUCUGUGUAUUCAAAUACUCACUUAGCACUCACUGCUUGGAUUGUCUUAAAGUCACAUUAGACCCGGUAUGUCCAGUUCACACUUGUGAUUUCUACCAUCCCCUCUCUUCACUCAGUCUGCUUUGUUAGGGUGUCUUUUCACCUCCUUCCUUCUUUUUCUUUCACUCUUUUUGAUACAGGGUCUGGUGUAGCCUUGGGCUGGUGUCUGUGUAGCUGAGACUAUGUACUCCUGAUACCCCUGCCCAUGUGGGCUCACACACACGCACCUUCACACUCACCUUGGUCUUACACAUCUCGGUAGAUGUUUCUGCCAUUUAGGCGAGAAAUUUGUAGUUACUUCUGGUUCCUUCCUCAUUUUCAAUUCAUCACCAAAUUGUGUUCAGUUUAUCGCCUAAAUCGUCUUUCAGCCCCCACCAAUCUUGCCUAAAGACCUCACCUUUAGUCUCUUGCCUAGAAUGCCACAUUGGCCUCUGUCUGGUUUCUUUGACCCCACCUUUGGUCAUCUCCCAUUUAUUCUUUUGGCUGUAGUUUUAAGGGUAAACACAAAAGCAUGCCCCUGUUCAGCACUCCCUCCAGAGGCUGCCAGAAUAAAGACAGGGUCUGUGUGGCUUGGUGUCUGCCCACGCUAGCAGCCUGACUCAGGCUGCGGCCUGCUCUGCUUCUGUCCCUGCUUCUAGCUUCUCAUAUGUUCUGCUCCUUCAGGCCUUCCUUACCCCUUUGUUCUUGUCCUUCCCUUUCCUCUCCUCUGUUUAAAUUUAGCUACUACUCAUUCUUAGCUCACAUCUUUAUUUUAUUAGCUUUUCCAAUAAAGUUUUAGUUAUUAAGUAUUUUUCUUUUGAGAUUGUAAGUCUAAUUAUAUCAUUUCCCCUUUCCCUUUCCUCCCUCCAAACUCUCUUAACUACCCCCUCCACUGCUCUCUUUCAAAUUUAAGUCUUCAUUUUUAUUUUAUCUGUAUGGCUGUUUUGAUUGUAGGUCUGUGUACUGUGUGUGACAGGUAUCCACAGAAGCCAGAAGAGGGCAUCCGACCCCUUGGAACUGCAGUUGCGGAUAGUUGUGAGCUGCCUUGUGGGUGCUGGGAAUUAAACUUGGGUCUUCUGGAGAACAGCUAUGCUCUUAACCACUGAGCCAUCUCUCCAGCCCUGUUUGUUUAUUUUUGAGAUAGACUCUCUGGCUCAGGCUGGCUUGAACUCAAGGUAUAGCUGAGGAUGACAUGAACCUUCAAUCCUCCUGCUUCUGCUGCCCGUGGUGGAAUGGCAUAAAUGGCUUGCUGUGCCAGGCUCAUGCCAUGCUGGGGAUAGAACCCAGGGCUUGAUCCAUGUUGGGCAUUCUUCCAACCCAGCUACACCCCUAGCCCCAUAGGGCUGAGUUUAAACAUUCCUAACACAGAGAAACCUGUCCCAGCUGUCCAGAUCAGGCCUGGGGUUCUCAUCGUAUAUGCUCGGGACCGUCACCACAUGUAUUAAUCAUCUUGAUGAAUAUUUAUUAAUUUGUCUCCAUUAGUAGAUUCAAAGUCCCUUACUAGGCCUUAAUGAAUGUUAGUUGAGUAAGUUAGUGUUGAAUGUGGACAAAGUCCCUGUUACCUACUGAGUGUCAGGCCUGUGGUAAAUGUAGCUGCCAUGAUUAGGACCCUGUGUCUCCCUUAUUCUUACAGGGUCCCGCCUCAAGCGCCGCCGGCCCUCUGGUCUCCUUUCUGACCGCCUCUGAGGCUUUCCUGAGGAAGUUUCUUCCUUCAUGGAUGGGAACGGUGGCAGCGGUUUUCCCUCACUGCUGGCGCUGAGACCUUACAUAUGUUCUUACCUAACCGUCCAGUUCCCUGCUGAUAAUUCUCUCCGGCAUAUGGUUGAGGAAACUGAGGCACAGAGAGGCUAGAAACUUGCUUAGGGAUCUGGAGGGAUGGCUCCGAACACGUGGUACUCAUCUCGGCAGCCUCUUCGGCGAUUCGCGGUCGCCAGUAACCUCAGCUCUAGGGAGUAUUGUUUUGUGCCAGAAUAAUAUCCGAAACCAGGCUCACAUGAGCAGGGUGGUCACCCAUGAGCUCAUCCACGCAUUUGAUCACUGCCGGGCGCAUGUCCACUGGUUCACCAACGUCAGACACUUGGCAUGCUCAGAGAUCCGAGCGGCAAGCCUCAGUGGAGACUGUUCACUUAUGAAUGAAAUCCUCAGGUUUCGAUUUGGAUUGAAACAGCACCAUCAGACUUGCGUGCGGGACAGAGCCGUUCUUUCCAUCUUGGCUGUUCGGAACAUCAGCAGAGAAGAGGCCCAGAAAGCUGUGGAUGAGGUCUUCCAGUCUUGUUUCAAUGACCGUGAGCCUUUCGGCCGGAUCCCACAUAACAAGACGUACGCCAGAUAUGCUCACAGGGACUUUCAGGACCGUGACCGCUAUUACGCAAACAUAUGAAGAUGGGCCGAGGUGUUCCUGAGCGUUAGGACCAUGGGGAAGAUGCUCAGGAUGUGUGAAGUGUAAAUAAUCAGUUAGGCUCUGCGGAUAACAGGCAGAAGGUGCUCAUGUUAGUGUUUGAUUACAAAAAACAAAGAGGCAGAAAGGAACUCCUUAAACUGCAAGGCAGUUUAUAGCUAAUCAUUUAGUGAGUAAAUAAGGUAAAUAAAUGACAUUUUUGUAUUA